Messenger RNA from Batrachochytrium dendrobatidis JAM81, 2803 nucleotides. RefSeq lists its product as uncharacterized. The transcript has 12 exons. Gene Ontology annotation, biological process: regulation of cilium beat frequency. Bases 118 to 2733 code for a protein of 871 amino acids. The record is from RefSeq and is a predicted model, not a curated record. Gene Ontology annotation, cellular component: ciliary basal body; axoneme. NCBI's taxonomy places the organism in Eukaryota, Fungi, Chytridiomycota, Chytridiomycetes, Rhizophydiales.
GUUUAAGAGCAGUCAGCUAGUCUUUGUAGAAACUCACGAGUCCCCACUUUAUUCAAAACAAAUAUACAUAGACCAAAGGGCUCAUAGCACAUUUUCUAUUUUUUAAACCAUUUCAAUAUGUCUUCUGACGAAGUUAUUCGGCAUAUCAUUUCUGAUAUUACGACAAGGUCUUCAAAUGUCCUCAAGUCGCGUAAGAUAAAGGCGACAGAUGUCAAACCCAAGUCCACCUUACAACAAACAGUCAAGCCAGUAAAAUACGAUGUAGAAUUCUCAAACGAACCAGUUGAAAAUGAAAUCAUGAAUUUAAACAAUCAAGACUAUCAACCUCAAGAAACAGAUUCAGACAAUCUACCGCCAUUACCCAACGACUCGAUAGUUGGCCAAAAGGAUAGAGAGACGGAAAACACGCUUUCAGCACAAGCAAGUCCUCCUAAAGUUGUGUCGCAAAAGCACAAUUAUGAGCAUAUCAAACAUAUAUUUUUGGAAGGUAUACGCUCUCAAAUCAUCUCCACCCAUGUGUCAGAAACGCUCGCUGCAUUUUUUAUCAGAGCAGUCGUGCUUGAUCCCAAAAAUGCAUUCCAUAUAGAAAAGGAGCUAUCUAGAGACGAAGUUUCUCGCCUGAUUGACCUGUGCGUGGAGAAAAUUGUUUCUGAAAAUGAUCCAAUUCAAGAAACCGUUAAAAUGCAAGUAUAUUUUGAUACAAACUUUCCAGCUCAAGAUGACUUUCUGCACAGAGAAAAGCUUACCAGAAUUGAGUCAUGCUCAAACAUGUUGCGAGAGAUUCUAGAUGCCAAAUCCAAAACAAUUCCAGCUUAUGAAGCCAUGUAUUCCAAGAUUGUAUUGUAUGUUCUGCUUCGUGCACAUGUUGGAAACGCAACAGAUGUUCGAGUAGUUCGCGAAACUACAACUGCACUUGAGUCUGUAUUCCCUCAAAGCGAGCUCAAUGCAUUCAUAUCCCUUACGCGAACUGAAAAAGAAGCUCAAUUAAACGGUCUGGCUCAACUUGUGACGGGUAUUCGCUUAUUCAACAAACAGCUUGGAAAAGGAGGCGAAUCCAUUGAUAAACUUCCUGAGCUGUGUGCAUUGGAGCUCAGAGAAAUAUCUAUUUUGCUGCAUAAUCACACUCAGCAAACCGAACAUCUUGUUCAACAGUAUAAAGCCGUGUUGGAUUAUGAAAAUUCUACUCCCGACUCUGAAGUGACUCCAGAAAUUGCCGAGCGUGUCCGGUGUGCUCUUGUUUUUCGACGGCAAUAUCUUGUUUAUUUGGAUGCAUUACAGGAACAAGUUUCAAAAGCUAGACAAAUGCUUAUUUCCAUUGGAGAAAAGUUUGAUAGCACAAUGCAAGAGCUCAAGGCAACAUGUAAAUCAAAGACUGCCGUACCGGUUGGCCAAGUGUAUCCGCAAUUCAUCAUGAUCUAUGAUCUAUGGUCCAAUUGGACGGAUGAACUCUUUUUGCUUGCAUUUAAACGUGGUAUUCUCGAUCAGCUAAACAACUACUCCAUGUCAUUUACUGUAGAGAUACCAUCACUUGUAGAUACAUUAAGCAUGCAAUUUCGUGCAGAUAUUGAACCCGAGAUACUUCCAGAGAACGAAGUGAUUGAAAAGGCUGCAGUUACAAUGGUAUCAAUAGCAAUGGUGAAUAAAACCGUGGAAGUUAUUCACCCAGGAAACACCACUCAGUAUUACAAGCUUCCAGUAGAAUAUGGCGGAUUUUGUCCAUAUUCUCUUGUUACUCGAGAUGGGCUUGUCGUGCCUGGAGAUAAAAAUAUUGGAAUGAUCCGAUACAAGGAUAAGCUAUUUUCAUUUGCUAACCUAGAAUCUAUGGUUGGAUUUUGCGAGGCUCCAGAAAGAUACAUGAGAACAGUGAUCGAUAUGGCUAAAGCUAACCCCGGAUUUGUUCAGCUUUUGCAUUUAUACAACUAUUUUCCUACUGUCGAGGCAUUGGAGCGGGCCAAAUCGUAUACCCGCCAACGCUUGCUGGGUCAGAUGCCUAUUGUAGCAGAAAUUGGAUGUCAAGUAGAAACCCACAUUGUAGAAACUCAGAUCAACUCAAAGUACCACUGGAAUGAAUGGGAUCUUCGCCGUGAAGCACUGAUGCUUGUAAAUCUCAAAGACAAGCACACUCACUCUACUCAAACUGCUUUGAGUCACUUCCGUCGUGAAUCGGAAACACAAUACUAUCAGCCUAAAGACUCGACCACUCAGACAAAAAAGACAUCCAAAACCAGUAUGCCGCGAAAUGUGGUGUUUUAUGCUGGGCUGAGAAAUAGUGGUAAACCACUGCGUGGAAAUAUGUAUGCCUCGCCUUUUAUGCCACAUGAAAGAUAUUUCAAGACAGUAAAUCUUACUGUCGAUCAUGAUGGGAGUCGCGUACCAUGUGGUGAUGUAUUUGGAUUGAAAAAUGUUAUGCCACCAAUCCCUAAUCAAAACACCAAAGAAUUACAACGCAAAUCUACUACGACCGACUCUAGUACCAAUCUGUCAAAUUCAAUCUCUUCUGUCAAGACAUCGAUACAGAAUGUGUACAAGAGUCAAACUACUUUUGAAAACACAUCGAAUAGACCACAACAUAUUCUUCAAGAAAGCCAGAAAAGUUUAGCUGCAUCAUUCAAGAGAGCCUCUGUGAGUACGAGUGCGUCUACUAUAAGCAGUGUAUCUUCAGCUACCUCUGAAUCCACGAUUAGCAGGAAUACUGAGAUGAAGAGCGAUGAAAGUAUCGACAACAAAUUGUAAGGCAGUAUCAAACAGCCAUGCCAAUCAAAUAUUACUACUAAUAGACAAUAAAUACAAAUCUCUGAAUCUC